Molecule: messenger RNA, 648 nt
Organism: Gossypium arboreum
Lineage: Eukaryota; Viridiplantae; Streptophyta; Magnoliopsida; Malvales; Malvaceae
Exons: 1
Coding region: 1-648 (215 amino acids)
Source: RefSeq, a predicted model, not a curated record
AUGUUACGGGUUCUUGAAAGGGUUGCUGGAGCAAGUACGGGAUUAGUGGGCCGAAGGUCAAUUUCUAAGCGACUCCGAUCUAAUGGAGCAGAAAUCUUUAAGGGUGUUUCUUGUGUAGCAGAAUAUUGGUUAGAGGCUACUGAGCGAAUAAUGGAUGACCUUGAUGGUAUUGUGGAACAAAAGUUAAAAGGGGCAGUGCUUUUACUGCAAGAUGAGGCCUACCAAUGGUGGCUUACUGUAAGAGAAGGUACGCAGGCUGACCGUUUGACAUGGGACUUUUUCAAGGCGACCUUUCAAGGUAAGUAUGUGGGCGCAAGUUAUGUGGACACCCGAAGGAAGGAAUUUCUAAACUUGACCCAGGGGAAUAAGACAGUGGCAGAGUAUGAGGCGGAGUUUCUGCGGCCGAGUCGGUAUGCUUGCUGGAUAGUCGCAACUGAGUAUGAAUGUUGUGUGCUUUUCAAAGAUGGCCUUCCAGAUGAGUUGCAUGUGAUGAUAGCCUCGCAGAGGGAGCGAGACUUUAUGACUCUUGUUGAGAAGGCAAAAAUUACCGAGGAUGUAAAGCCCUCAGAACGCCAGAAUCGUGAAAAAGACCGAGGCAGAAAUAAGAGGGAUUUUGGGCCCUCAAGUUAUUUUGGAGGGCCUAUGUAA